GGCGCGGGGGCCCUGAAAGGUUCCUUGCCCCUUGUAGGGCCGCUUGUUUGGCUGCUGCCGUCACCUCAUGGCGACGCGGCUAGAAGAGGCAGCGCGGGGUAGAGGCGGCGGCGGCGCCGAAGAGGCUAUUGAGGCCGGACGGGGCGGACGGCGACGCAGCCCGCGGCAGAAGUUUGUGAUUGGCACAAUGGAAGAAGCUGGAAUGUGUGGGUUAGGGGUGAAGGCAGAUAUGUUACACAACUCUCAAUCAAAUGAUAUUCUUCAACAUCAAGACUCAAAUUGUGGUGGCACAAGUAACAAGCAUUCAUUGGAAGAGGAUGAAGGCAGUGAUUUUAUUACAAAGAACAGGAGUUUGAUGAGCCCAGCAUACUGCAUGCAAGAGUCCAGAGAGGAAAUUCCUGGGCGAGAAGCUCGAAUAGAUCCUCCUGAUGGUCAGCAGGAUUCAGACUGCAGCGGGAGCAAAGAGAAGACUUUAGGCAAAGAAGUUUUAUUAUUGAUGCAAGCCCUAAACACCCUUUCAACUCCAGAAGAGAAGCUGGCAGCUCUCUGUAAGAAAUAUGCUGAUCUUCUGGAGGAAAGCAGGAAUGUUCAGAAGCAAAUGAAGAUUCUGCAGAAGAAACAAGCCCAAAUUGUGAAAGAGAAAGUCCACUUGCAGAGUGAGCACAGCAAGGCUAUCUUGGCAAGAAGCAAACUAGAGUCUCUUUGCCGGGAACUGCAGCGUCACAAUAAGACAUUAAAGGAAGAAAAUAUGCAGCAGGCACGAGAGGAGGAAGAAAGACGUAAAGAAGCCACCGCACACUUCCAGAUCACUUUAAAUGAAAUCCAGGCGCAGCUGGAGCAGCAUGACAUACACAACGCCAAGCUCCGCCAGGAAAACAUUGAGCUGGGAGAGAAGCUGAAGAAGCUCAUUGAACAGUACGCCCUGAGGGAGGAGCAUAUUGAUAAAGUGUUCAAACAUAAGGAAUUACAACAACAGCUUGUGGAUGCCAAGCUUCAGCAGACGACACAGCUAAUAAAAGAAGCUGAUGAAAAACAUCAAAGAGAGAGAGAGUUUUUAUUAAAAGAAGCAACAGAAUCGAGGCACAAAUAUGAACAAAUGAAACAGCAAGAAGUACAACUAAAACAGCAGCUUUCUCUUUAUAUGGAUAAGUUUGAAGAAUUCCAGACUACCAUGGCAAAAAGCAAUGAAUUGUUUACAACCUUCCGGCAGGAAAUGGAAAAGAUGACAAAGAAAAUUAAAAAACUGGAAAAAGAGACAAUAAUAUGGCGUACCAAAUGGGAAAACAAUAACAAAGCGCUUCUGCAAAUGGCUGAGGAGAAAACUGUCCGUGAUAAAGAGUACAAGGCCUUCCAGAUCAAACUGGACCGGUUAGAGAAGCUGUGCCGGGCGCUCCAAACGGAGCGGAACGAGCUCAACGAGAGGGUGGAGGUCUUGAAGGAGCAGGUCUCCGGGAGAGCUGCGGGCGAGGAUCCGGCGCUGCCCGCCACGCAGCCCUGCCCUGGCCCGGAGGCCCCCAAGGAGCUGAACACUGCUUCUAGAAGCGCCCCGGGGUGCCCCCUGGACGCCGCACCCAGGCCCGCGAAGGAGAAACCAGCCAGGUCUGCAGGUGCCGCGCUGGGCAUCGAGUCCGUGGACUGAAAGGAAGUAUGAUCACUGUAUCGAGAGCUCUAUUUUGUGUAUAACUUUCUGUUAGUAGUAACUAUUGGUUUUGUGGUGAAAAUUUUCUUACUUUUUCUACCAUAUCUGUAUUUUCUUAGAACUACUGGACUUACGUGGUACAGGAGGCUGCUUAGCAGUUUUGAAUAGUUUUCCUCUAUACAUUUUCCUCAGCCGUGUUGCACAUCUGCCUCAUUUCCCUUCAAUGGAAUGCAUGUGACCAUCACCUUGUCCUAUUUUCCCUGUUCCUUGGACAGAAUUACUCAAAUUUCACUCAAGAUAGGGCCGAUCAUCACAAGGGAACUUUGUUCUGAUAAUGGUUCCCUGAUGUGAACACAAUAUUGAUUCAAACAUCCCGCCCCUCCAUUAAUACAACUAAAAAAAAAAAAAAAACAAGAUGAUUUAGUUUUAUCUAAUAGCCCACUUUAAUGCCAAGUAAAAAUAAACUAGGGUUGGGUCAGAAAUAAGCAUAGCAUCUUUGAUUCAAAUUAGCUUUUUGAUAAUAUUUAUAUCAAAUUGACAUGGCUGCAAGCCUCAAAUACUCCGUUUUGGCAGAUGUACAUAAAGGUGUCACUUUUACAGUAGUAGAUAUAGACAAAUCAUUGGACAAACAAAACAGGCUUAAUGUUUGUGACUAAGAACAAUCCUACUGCUUUGGUUUCAGGUUAGGACUAGAAUCCAUGUUUGAGCUCGGACCACCUAGAUGUUCACUCUGGAGUAUGGCGGCUUGUUUGCUUUCAGUUCGGGAUUUGGGUACCCAUCCUCCCCUUCCCGCAGAAGGCAGCCAUCGGUAGUUGUCAUUUUAAGACAAUGAGGGUUAAGUUCAUGUGUAGCUUUCAUCAAGCAGAAUGCCCUCCGCUACCCUGCUGCCCUUCUAGCUACUUGAAAUUUGGUGUUCAACCAUUUGCGAAUCCCGCCAGCGAAGUUCUCCAGAUAUUUAAAAAGGUAAUUUGAAUUGUGGAUCAUGCUGAAAUGGGUUUUAUUUCUAAAACAGAAAGACUGGAACCCACACUUUUAACUUAACUGUGGUGGGAAGACUUGGUAGAGAGUUUUUAGUAGUCAAGAUCGAUGAUGCUUUUGGUCUGGUUCUCACCCCUUUUCUUAAUUACUGUCUUUUAAGAAAAGAGCCAGUAGUAGGAUCAAGGUCUCUAUACUCGGACUGGGGGAACUUUCCAUAUGAAGCACGUUACUUCUCAAUUAGUUUUCUUUGUUCUUAAGGAUGUUGAAUAUGGCUGAGAUAUGCAAAAAAGUCAGGUUAUACCAUGCAAGCUUGAACUUUGUCCGUGAUAAAAUUUGCAUUGAAAUAAUUUAUGAAAUAGGCUCUAUUAGAAUUGAUAUUACCACAUUCCACAGAGCAAAACUAUCAAACGGACACUGAAAUUGCUCACUGGACUGAAUCAAAGUCCACUCUGUCCAGUUAAAAGGGUUUUCUCUUUAAAAGUGUCUUUGUAAAGUCCUGUCAUAUUCAUGGUCUAAAGUGGGUUGAAUGAAUUGAAAGUUAUCUCCUAGAAGCUUCCGCCGCCAUUGGUCAUAGGAAUCAAGGGGCCAGAGAGUGGAGGGAAAGAAAACCAGAGCCGGUUUUCUCAUGACGGUCAAAAAUGAGUCGGAAGCUAAAAACAAAUAUCCCCUCCUCUGACGGCCUCGUAUAAAUACUCCUUUCUGCUACUAGAUGAAAUGUUGGACUCCUUUCCCCUAGAGGAAUGAAGGUAUUUAUCAGAAAUAUAACCUACUUUAUAAUUAGUACUAAUGAUCCCAUUUCACAAGAACUCCGCUGGAUGUACAGCUCUUACUGCUGAAGCCAUUCGUGUAGCCCACCACGUUUCUUUGUGGUGCUUGUCCUGUGUGGAAGAUGUCAUUCUUGGACGUGUUGCCUAUUCUCAAGGGCUUUCUAAAGCGAUGUGAUUAACAGUCCUUGGCCUGCUGCUUUCGGCUUUGACUAUGUAUCUGUAGCUACAUGCGAUCAUGGUAUUUAAAGGUCGACUCUGUCGGGGACGCAUGAGGGGUCCUUGCGCAAUCCUUCCCCCAUCACCCUGUGAAUACGAACAGGCCCCUCUGCAGACCCCCUCCUAAAGCAAUCACCUCACCAGCCCAGUGUUGUGGCUUUGUAGCACGCCUUGUGUCCACCGUGUUCUAGAACACUGUCCUGCUGUUCGGCUGGUCCAGAAAAGGUUUAAAUGUCACAUUCACUUCAGCUGCAUCUGUCGCAUCGUCAUGGGAUCUUGCUGUGUGUUACUCGUAGUGGCCAUAGACUCCGAGGGGCAGAGAAUACUUGGGUCUUGGAUCAUGGACCAUUUCACCCUCAGACUUGUUAGGAGUACAUUUCUUGGUCUUGAGACCAGUGUUUUUUAGUUAUGUAUGCAACUGCCUUUAUUACACCUGGUUAUCACAAUCCAAUUCUCAGGUGUUGCAGAAAAAUCUACCUCUUUCAGACUGUAGAUGGAAAUAACUGUGAAAAACAAAAGAUGCAGAGAUCUUCUAGUUUGUGCUAAACACACGGCUUUAUUUUUACAGCCCACGUCUUUCAUGAGGAUACGAAUUGUUCAGAGGCAGUCUUGUUUUGCUUUUCAAAGACAUUUUGUAGAGAUUUUUCACUAAUGUGAAUCUGAUUUUAUCUACGCGAUUCUGUAUAGAUUAAGUAAAUAUGUAUGAUAAAUUUGA
Molecule: messenger RNA, 4315 nt
Organism: Mustela erminea (ermine)
Lineage: Eukaryota; Metazoa; Chordata; Mammalia; Carnivora; Mustelidae
Gene: TXLNG
Product: taxilin gamma
Exons: 10
Coding region: 68-1639 (523 amino acids)
Biological process (GO): regulation of cell cycle
Molecular function (GO): syntaxin binding
Source: RefSeq, a predicted model, not a curated record